Messenger RNA from Eubalaena glacialis (North Atlantic right whale), 2225 nucleotides. It is a transcript of the gene NCMAP, whose product is annotated as non-compact myelin associated protein. Gene Ontology annotation, cellular component: plasma membrane; Schmidt-Lanterman incisure; paranode region of axon. Gene Ontology annotation, molecular function: structural constituent of myelin sheath. Gene Ontology annotation, biological process: peripheral nervous system myelin formation; regulation of myelination. The transcript is spliced from 5 exons. Bases 244 to 552 code for a protein of 102 amino acids. Lineage: Eukaryota; Metazoa; Chordata; Mammalia; Artiodactyla; Balaenidae. The record is from RefSeq and is a predicted model, not a curated record.
GCGGGAGGCGGAGUGGGCGGCGGCCGGCGCGCAGGGCUCCCCCGAGCAGGACCUGUGUUGGCUUCAUCUGUGAAAUGGGCGUCUGGAUGGGUGAGCCCUGUGCGGAGGCCCCUCCAGGAGGAAGAUCUGCGAUGAAAACCCACAGCAGGGGGAGGAAACCAGUGUUCUAGCUCAGAUCAGCAAACUCAGCAGCUCCGGGGUGGCUCACUGGACUAGCUGCUCCAGAGGAAAGAGCAGGUCGAGAUGACCACAGCUACCCCUUUGGGGAGUACCACAUUCUUCUCAUUGAACAUGACCACCAGAGGAGAAGACUUUCUGUACAAGAGUUCUGGAGCCAUCGUUGCUGCCAUUGUGGUGGUUGUCAUCAUCAUCUUCACCGUGGUUCUGAUCUUGCUGAAGACGUACAACAGGAAAAUGAGGACAAGACGGGAGCUGGAGCCCAAGGUCCCCAAGCCAGCCUCCCCUUCUGCCCUGGGCCCAAACAGCAACAGCAGUCAACACCCUGCAACUGUGACCUUCAGCCCUGUUGACGUCCACGUGGAGACUCGGUGACCCCCCAUCCUGGGUGCUGUCUUGGCCACUGUCCAAAGAGCCUUCAGUCAAGACCAAGAAGCACAUUUCUCCUCUGGCAGCUUCACUAUGAGUUUGUUCCGGUCAGGUCAACAGGGGCAUCUCUUAUGCAAUCCCUGAUGCUUCAGGCAACCCCCAACCCCAUCCUGCCAGGCCCCACCCCAGGUACGUCCAUAUCCCUGCUGCCACCCUUCCAAAAAGCUGUGCUAUUUUGGGAAUCCACUGCUGUGGGUUUAGCUGUCUCCUCCCAAACACAAUAGCUAGACAGACAGACAGACAGACAGGCAGAUAGCCCAGGAGUCUUCUGGCCAGGAGUCAGGGGUCAGGGCAUGCUCCUGAGAGGGUCUGCCUGAGGUCAUAUCAGAGGAAGAGCCAUAUCCACAGCUUUGUAGAGCAAAAUAGUCAAUCCCAUAAUCAAGCACAGGGAAACUAACUUGGACUAACUCACCAAAAACCCAGCUUGUUAAUUUAUAACUUGUUCCAGUGCUAAAUGACCGCUAGCUAGCUCAUGAUGAUUGAUCAGCACAUUUCUCCCUCUUUAAGAAAGGUUUUGGGAAAAACUGGAUUCUUCUCCAAAGGUGUCUACUUCUUUAGUAAAGAGUCAAAGUCGAAGGCAUAGGAUGACCUUGAGGAAGAAUGGCAUCUAGGAUGAAAGCUUGUUGUAGUGUCCAUGGGCCUGGAAUGAGCCUGGUGUCUGGUCAGGGCCCCUCCCCCCCCCCAUGGGGGCUGGAUUAACCUUGACUCAGUCUCAUUUCUUGGCUUCCCUCUAUUUGGAUUCUGAGCAAUCCUCACUCUCCAGUUACCAUCUUACCUCCAAGGUCCAGUAUUUGGAGACUGAUUAGAUUACGACUCUAUUUAUGUUACCUCUGCCCUUCCUGGUCACCUUGCAAAGAUUCAGGAUAUAUUCAAAGUACCACAUUCACAAACCAUUCCUCUGGACAGAACUCAUCUCUUUGACACGUUAGCCUGGAGAACAAUCUACUGAAAGAGGAAAGCAUUUUGGAGUUAAGAAGACCUGCCUUCCAAGCCCUAUUUCCUGGUUUUGUGGCCUUGGGAAAGUGACUUGACCCCUCCAUAUUCUGUUUCCUAACAUGAAAUGGGAAUAACAUCUGCCUCACUGGGUGACUAUAACAAGCCAAGGACUUAGUAAAGCAGCUUAGGUAGUGCCUGGCACCCAGCAGAGGCUUUAUAAAUGGGAGCCAGCAUUAUUAUUACGAAUUUCUUCCAUUGUAAGACAUACACUUGUUCCCAUUUUAAUGAUUCUGAAAUCAGAGUAUGUCUUAAAAUUGAUGGGUCCACUAAUAAGGUUGCAUUUUUUUUCUCUCUCUCUCUCAAAAAGCUGUUUUUUAGCCAGUUGUGCAUUUUACAAUUGAAGGCAUCUUGGAAACAAGGUAAUAAAUCUGUAUUCUGUUACAGACAGUGACACACUCUGACAUUUAACCUUAAAUUCUAGGAGUCUCUCCUUCUGAGGGAAAUCCCUUCUGAGGGAAAACUGAGGGUCAGGAGGUAAGAAGACGGACACAGGGUCACACAGUUCAUGUCAUCCCACUAUAAAAAUGCUCACUUGAAUAUAUCUGGAGAAAUACAGGCAAAUUCUUUCUCCCCAGACAUCUCUUCUCCCUCCUGUGUUUAAAUAUCCACCAGACACUUUGCAA